Phlebotomus papatasi is the source of this 3864-nucleotide messenger RNA. RefSeq names its product scavenger receptor class B member 1. The record is from RefSeq and is a predicted model, not a curated record. Gene Ontology annotation, molecular function: scavenger receptor activity. Lineage: Eukaryota; Metazoa; Arthropoda; Insecta; Diptera; Psychodidae. Bases 626 to 2569 code for a protein of 647 amino acids. Gene Ontology annotation, cellular component: membrane; cytoplasm. The transcript is spliced from 9 exons.
CUUUCCUCAAUUGCAUCUUGAUUUUCUUAAAGUUGAGGGGACACUAUGUUCCCCACCUGUCGAUUAUAUGAUUCACCACACAUUCUCAGAUUUAAUAUUGUGACGAAGAGUCCGGAGGAAAAGCUGCGAUCGUAUGGGUACUCUAUAGAUAUUGGAGCACGAUCGAGGGGGGGAAUCCACAGUCAGCUGAAAGUUUCCAUGAGCAGCUUUUAGCCGCGAUGACGAUCAUACGGUGGCUUUUGCAUUGCACCUGGGGAAUAUACUUAAACAUCAUACAUUCCCCAUUUCAUUCAUGUUUGAAAAUCGCAACCGUUCGCACGCUCGCGAUCCUCCGAAGAACUUUAUCCCAAAAUAUCCACAAUUAUUUACAGUGCGAGAUUUUUCUUAGCGAAACUUAUCACAUAGAGAGACUUUUCUUCAAGAAAGUUACCAUUCUUUAAGUGUGAUAUCCAGGAAUUUUAUCUUUUUGUUUUUAAAAUAGUGAUCUGUGAUCUUUAUUGUUAAAUAUAAUUUCCUGGAAAGCAGAAAAGUUUUGUGAUAUAUAUUGCAGAAAAUCAGGGUGUACUAGUGAUAGUGGAAUUAUAAUAUUAAAAAAAAAAAAUAAAAAGAAAACAAAUAAAAUAAAAUGCGGGAAUUUCUGAGAUUCUGGCGUAGGAGAUACAGUGCUGUGAGCACAGGACUAUCCAAUGGACCAGAAUUCAAUCAGAGAAAGAGUGAAAGACGAAAAAGUCUGGCUGAUACUCAAGCUCUUCAGGGAUUCUCCAUUCUCGAUUCGUUCUUUUACAAAAGAAAGGAUGGAGAACGAGCUCGAUGGCCAAAAAGUGCCUUCCUUUUUAUGGCCACGGGUCUUGUGUCAAUUACAAUGGCCAUUGCAAUUUAUAUCUUCAAUCCGUAUGACUUAAUAUUCAAGUGGAAGCUCAAAUUUGAGAAGGACGGUGAAGUGUAUAAUUUAUGGGCUAAGCCUCCAGUUGAUCUCUACUUAAAAGUUUAUCUCUUCAAUAUCACCAAUUCUGAAGAUUUUCUCGCAGGCAAGGAUAAACUGAGAGUUCAGGAAGUGGGACCAUUUGUCUACAGGGAACUUCUUUCCCAUGAAAACAUCACAUUCAAUUCCAAUGGAACAGUUUCAACAAUACCGAAACAUCCUCUUGUGUGGCAGGAAGAGCUCUCGGAAGGAAAUAGCGAGGAUGAUGAGCUUAUCUUGCCAAACAUCGCACUUUUGAGUAUUGCACAAGUAGCUGCAGAAAAAUCAUAUUUUUUCCGCCUGCCGAUCAACAUCCUCAUUAGGCAGACAGAUAGUCAACCUCUGGUCAGAAUGACUGCCAAGGAAUUUAUGUUUGGCUACGAGAGUCCACUCACUACCCUUGGCUACCACGUCCUACCUAAUUGGAUUUCCUUUGAAAAAGUCGGACUCAUCGACAGGAUGUAUGAUUUCGAGGGGGAUUAUGAGACAAUCUUCAGCGGACAGGGAGAUCCUAGCAUGUCUGGUCUUUAUGAUACUUACAAAGGAUCCCAGAAUCUUCCCCAAUGGGAAGGAGAACAUUGUAGCCGAGUUACAGGUGCUUCAGAUGGAACCAAAUUUAAGAGCUUUAUGGCACCCAAUGAGACAAUCCUCUUCUUCCGUAAGAGCAUGUGUACAGUCAAAAGAAUGGUACAACAGGGAGGACCAACAGAGGUGUCUGGUUUGACGGCUCAGAAGUUCGUGUUUGAGGAGAAUGCUCUUGACAAUGGAGCAGUAGAAGAAAAGAAUAAAUGUUUCUGUCGACAAGGCAAAUGUCUACCCGCUGGUCUCAUUGAUGUUACAGAUUGUUACUAUGGCUUUCCAAUAGCACUCAGCUAUCCACAUUUCUUAGACGCUGAUCCUGAUAUCACGAAAAAUAUUGUUGGUCUGAAGCCCAAUCGGUCGGAGCAUGAAAGUUUCUUUAUAAUACAGCCAACAUCGGGCCUUCCUCUACGUUGUGCCAUGAGGUUCCAAAUCAAUAUGGCACUGAAGGAUGUUAGCAGCAUGUCACAUGUGGAGCAAUUCUCACACCUCACGAUACCCAUGCUGUGGUUUGACAUCACAUUCAAUGAACUGCCACCGGCACUGAAGAAUCGCUUUCAUCUCUAUUUGAAUGUUCUUCCUGUGCUCGAUCAUUUACUCUUCUACGGAAGUGCCAUUGGCGGAGUGCUGCUACUCAUAUUUGCUGUGACCAAGGCCUCCGUGGGAAUGUCCACUACCAUCACAUCAGCCAGGAAGAUUUCACUGCAGCGAUCCUAUGAUUUCAGAGGCACCAAAAUGUCUGUGUAUGCACCAUGUGAGCAAAAGUGUGAUCUCAUCCCUAAUGACUGCCAUGAGCUGACAAUGCCCUCCGAUAUUGCGCCCAGUUCAGUGUAUGACCUCGAGAUGGAGAUACCUCUCUCGGAUACCGAUGACCAAGAACUCCUCCAAGACGAACGUGACAGUGGUCACAGGACCAAUUGCAGCAAUGCCAGUGAAGACUGCACCAUUACCAUACCUCAGGAAGAGAGUAAGAACUUCCCAAAACCACUUUGCCAUCAAAACAGCAAUUUCGCACUCAACAACAGAUAACAACAGCCACGUGAAUUUCACAGUGUGAAAGAUAUUCCAUUGGACAGUAUUAUACAAUAGUGAAAUAUUCCUUUUGAUAAUUUCUAACGCAAUUCUGGACUGCAAGUUCUCUUUUUCGCGUAGAAAUUCUAUAGCUAAGAUGCUGAAACAUUGGUCAAAAUCACUAAAAUUAGACCAAUUUUAUUAACUCUUUUAAAAGAAAAUAAGAGCUUUGACUGUUUAACAAUCUAAGCUGUAUUUUUUUUUAACAUUUUAAAAAGUAGCAGAGAUUGGUGCUUAGAUAUAAUACAUAAGUAGUGAAUCCAAACUAAGAACAUAUUUUCUAAAAAGUAAAAUAAAAAACAAGAUUUGCUGAAAGCAAGUGAAACUGCGCAAAUGCAGAAAAAUCCUUCUUUAACGGCGUUAUCACACUUGCACAUUAAAAUUUUAAUGUGAUUCACAUUAAUUGUCGCUUGUGAGCGUCCAAAUAUGUUAUUUGUGCCUUUGAGUCACUUAAUAUUUGGGAUUUUUCUUUUUAUUAAUAAAGAAGUGGACUUGGCCUGCAAAAAUAAGUUUAAAUUUACCUGGAGCAUAAAUAUUUUUCACAUUAAAAAAUUAAAGAGGAAAUUGCAUUAAUUUUUCACAUUAAUGCUAUAAAUCAAUUUAUAUCAAAUUUUGCGGGCCAAGUCUACCGUUUUAUCAACAAAUAGAUCAAAUUUUGAAUAUAAAAUGAUUAAAACAAACAAAAUUACACAUUUGAACUCUCACCAGCGACAAUUAAUGUGAAUCAUAUUAAAAUUUUAAUGUGCAAGUGUGAUAACACAGUAACAUUCUUUACUUUCAAAAAUAAAACGUUCUAUUUUAAAACAGUUUUUCAAACAAAAAAAUCUUUUAGAACAAUUUGUUUGAAAUUGUCCAGAAUUGUGUUCAUUUGGUUAUAGAAAUAUUUCUGUUUUCGAAAAAAAAAAAUUAAGAAAAAAAUUUAAAAAAAACACAUUUUUCAAUCAUAGUCAUUUUGUAAAUAUUUUCCAUCACCAGAGCUUUAGUUAUUAAAUUUUUAGAACUAAGAAUUAUACCAUUUUUGUACGUUUUUUGUUAAAAAAAAAGAUAAAAUACUCAAUUGAUCAAAGUAUUGGACAUUUUGGAUCAUAAACUAAAUUUUCCAGACCCCUAUCCAUUUAAAAAUAUUUAGAUUGUAAUUUAGGAAAAAGUUAAAGUCUGUACAAAAAACUGAUAUAUAUAUAUAUUUUUUAUUCUUCCACUAUUUGAUUAUAACAAAAGACGUAAUAAUAAAAAAAAAGAAUUUAUAGAAAAAA